Molecule: messenger RNA, 834 nt
Organism: Helianthus annuus (common sunflower)
Lineage: Eukaryota; Viridiplantae; Streptophyta; Magnoliopsida; Asterales; Asteraceae
Exons: 1
Coding region: 1-834 (277 amino acids)
Source: RefSeq, a predicted model, not a curated record
AUGGAUAUAUAUGUUAAGACUAACACUAGUGUUCGUGCACCGAUAGGGGAUACUAAUUUCUUUCCUGUGGAAGUAGGACUCCACCAAGGGUCAGCGUUGAGCCCUUUUCUAUUUGCGAUUGUCUUAGAUGAGUUGUCAAAGUCGAUUCAGGAGUCAGUUCCGUGGUGCUUGCUUUUUGUGGACGAUAUUGUGUUGAUUGAAGAAAGUAAACAGAGCUUGAAUGCGAGGUUAGAAGAAUGGCGUGUAGCCUUAGAAUGCAAAGGUUUGAGGAUAAGUCGCUCUAAGACUGAAUACCUUUACUUUGAUUUUAGUGGAGCAGGCGAUGAGCACGACACACAGAUCACCAUUGAGGGCCAGGUGGUUCCACAGGCAACUAAGUUCAAGUUUCUAGGAUCGUUUGUUCAGAGCAAUGGAGAGAUAGACAGUGACGUAGCUCACCGGAUCCAGGCUGGAUGGUGUAGGUGGAGAACAGCCACAAGGGUGUUGUGCGACAAGAGGUUCCCUGAUAAAUUAAAAGGGAAAUUUUAUAGGGUUGCAAUUAGACCCUCUAUGUUAUACGGAUCAGAUUGUUGGUCCAUCAAGAAAAUUCAUUCACGAAAGCUAGAGGUAGCAAAGAUGAGGAUGCUAAGAUGGAUGUGUGGGCACACUAGCUUGGACAAGAUAGGAAAUAAGGUUUUUAGGGAAAGAUUAGAAGUUUUUAGUAUUUCAGACAAGAUAACGGAGGGGAGAUUGAGAUGGUUUGGGCAUGUCAGGAGGAGACAGAUGACAUACCCGAAUAGAAUAGCUGAAACACUCACUGUAGAUAGAAGCAGGAGUAGAGGCAGACCGAAAUGA